Messenger RNA from Cynara cardunculus var. scolymus (artichoke), 1451 nucleotides. Its product is annotated as activator of 90 kDa heat shock protein ATPase homolog. Gene Ontology annotation, cellular component: cytosol. Gene Ontology annotation, biological process: protein folding; positive regulation of ATP-dependent activity. The transcript has 3 exons. NCBI's taxonomy places the organism in Eukaryota, Viridiplantae, Streptophyta, Magnoliopsida, Asterales, Asteraceae. Gene Ontology annotation, molecular function: protein-folding chaperone binding; ATPase activator activity. The coding region runs from base 217 to 1251 and encodes 344 amino acids. The record is from RefSeq and is a predicted model, not a curated record.
AUUCUUCUUAUUGGCCUGUUACCGCUAUAUUCAAUUCAGUUCAUCCACAGAUCUAGGGUUUCCGAGACUCUAGAAUCUUCCAACUCCUUGAAUCCUCUAGACGCUACUUUUCUCGCCCUUUAUCUCCUCCAUCAACAACCCAACGCCGCCGCUUCUGGUUUCCAUCACCAAUAUACUAUUACCGUUGAAAAACCUUCUGUUGUUUCAGCUACGAUAAUGGCGAAAUACGGUGAAGGGGAUAAGCGUUGGAUCGUCGAAGACAGACCAGACGGAGCGAAUGUUCAUAACUGGCACUGGGCUGAGACCGAUUGUAUCGAGUGGUCCAGAAACUUACUGUCAAAACUCCUAUCCGACCACACGAUACUCGACGGCGAAGGAAACCUCUUCAUCAAGACGAAGAAGAUCGAGAAAGUGGAAGGGGAGGCUUAUGUUAAUGUCCGAAAGGGAAAAAUUAUCCCCGGUUAUGAGUUAAGCGUUUUGCUCAAUUGGCAAGGCGAGGCGAGAGAUGAUGAAGGGAAAUCGCUUUUGAUUGCCGAUGGUGUUAUCGAGAUUUCUUAUAUUUCCGACAAAGAGGAUCCUGAUCUUAGGGUUAUUGUGAGGAAUGAAGGUCCGAUUGGGAGANGAUUGAAGGAUGCCUUUAUGGCGAAAGGGAAGGAUUUCGUUUUGAAACAGGUUAGGGUUUAUGUCGAUGCCAUGGCAAAAGGUGGACCUGCAAAGGAUGAAUUGGAGGUCAAGAAGGUAAAUCCAAAACCAGCGGCGGCUCCUGUGGCGGCACCACCGGUUGCUGCACCUGCCAAGAAGGUGGAGGAGAAGAAGGAAAAGAAGAAAGAAGGGUUUAAGACUAUAAAAAUGACAGAAAAGUUUAGCUGUAGGGCGAAAGAUUUGUUUGAGAUCUUGAUGGAUGACAAUAGAUGGAAGGGUUUUACGCAGAGUAAUGCUAGGAUUAGCAAAGAGGUUGGUGGGGAGAUUAGUAUUUUUGAUGGUGCAGUCACAGGGACGAAUAUGGAGUUGCAGGAGGGCAAAUUGAUUGUUCAGAAAUGGAGGUUUGGAAGCUGGCCUGAUGGUCUCCAUUCUAUGGUGAGAUUAGUUUUAGAAGAGCCCGAGCCUGGAGUUACAGUUGUGAAGUUGACGCAGACCGAUGUUCCGGAGGAAGACAGGUACGGGAAUUCAACUGUUGUGGAGAACACAGAGAGAGGAUGGCGGGAUCUAAUCUUUCACAAGAUAAGGGCGGUUUUUGGGUUUGGUGUUUGAAACGGUUGCGAUUGUAUUUCCUGAAAUGUAGAAGUAUGGUAAUAAAUCUGAUUUAUGUUGAAAGAUCCUGAAUAUUGGUGGGUCGAUUCAUCUGUUUGUCGAAUUGGUUGUCUGUCUAAACUCGAACGUACGUUUUACACGUUCUGGUUCGAAUAGUCGAUUUUCUCGUCAAAUCUUGAAAUGUGUUGUGGUCUUUGUUU